This is a messenger RNA of Eptesicus fuscus (big brown bat), 1032 nucleotides long. RefSeq names its product dicarboxylate carrier SLC25A8-like. The record is from RefSeq and is a predicted model, not a curated record. The transcript has a single exon. Lineage: Eukaryota; Metazoa; Chordata; Mammalia; Chiroptera; Vespertilionidae. Gene Ontology annotation, molecular function: oxidative phosphorylation uncoupler activity. Gene Ontology annotation, biological process: mitochondrial transport; response to cold; mitochondrial transmembrane transport. Bases 103 to 1032 code for a protein of 309 amino acids. Gene Ontology annotation, cellular component: mitochondrial membrane.
UGGUUUCUGGCAGAGUUCCUCUAUCUCGUCUUGUUGCUGGUUGAAGGUGCCCCCUUCUCCAACUUUUCUUCAUCUCCUAGAAGACAGCAGAAAAUCGGCAUCAUGGUUGGGUUUAAGGCCACAGAUGUGCCCCCUACUGCCACAGUGAAGUUCCUGGGGGCUGGCACAGCUGCCUGCAUUGCAGAUCUCAUCACCUUUCCCCUGGAUACUGCUAAAGUCCAGCUGCAGAUCCAAGGAGAAAAGCAGGGGGCAGUGCGAUCUGCAGCCAGUGUCCAGUACCGCGGUGUGCUGGGCACCAUCCUGACCAUGGCGCGCACUGAGGGUCCCCGCAGCCUCUACAAUGGGUUAGUCGCAGGCCUGCAGCGCCAGAUGAGCUUUGCAUCUGUCCGCAUUGGCCUCUAUGACUCUGUCAAGCAGUUCUACACCAAGGGCUCUGAGCAUGCCGACAUCGAGAGCCGCCUUCUGGCAGGCAGCACCACAGGUGCCCUGGCUGUGGCUGUGGCCCAGCCCACGGAUGUGGUAAAGGUCCGGUUCCAGGCUCAGGCCCUGGCUGGAGGUGGCCAGAGAUACCAAAGUACUGUUGAUGCCUACAAGACCAUUGCCAGAGAGGAAGGGUUCCGGGGACUCUGGAAAGGGACCUCUCCCAAUAUUGCCCAUAAUGCUAUUGUGAACUGUGCUGAAUUGGUGACGUACAGCCUAAUCAAGGAUGCCCUCCUGAAGGCCAAUCUCAUGACAGAUGACCUUCCUUGCCACUUCACUUCUGCCUUCGGGGCAGGUUUCUGCACCACCAUCAUUGCCUCCCCUGUCAACGUAGUCAAGACGAGAUACAUGAACUCUGCCCUUGGCCAGUACAGCAGCGCUGGCCACUGUGCCCUCACCAUGCUCCAGAAGGAGGGUCCCCAAGCCUUCUAUAAAGGGUUCAUGCCCUCCUUCCUCUGUUUGGGUUCCUGGAACAUGGUGAUGUUUGUCACCUAUGAGGAACUGAAAUGGGCCCUCAUGGCUGCCUGCACUUCCCAGGAGGCUCCCUUUUGA